AUGAGUAGCAGUGAUUCUGAGUCUUCUUACGGACCAAAAGUUAAAAACUUGAAAGAACAACUUCGCAAGUUAAGAAAUGAUAGAAUUCAAGAAUUCAAUACAGCGGAACAGCUUAUAGCAGCAGGUUCUCCAACAACCGUGGAUCUCAAUCGUGAUUAUUUUAAGGCUGCUUAUAAAGCCGAAAAAGCGGUACAUAAUAAUGGCGAUGCUGGUGAAGUGAUAGAUCGUAUCGUAGAAGCAAAAAAAGCUGAAAAAAAAGCUAAUGUUUAUUUUAAUCAUAAAUCUAAAGGUAAUGAAAUGAAGGCCUUAGGUGAUAUAAACAAAACUGCAAAAAAGUUGGCUACAAUAGAUUAUAACAUAUAUUCAACUAAUGAGGAAUUGAGAAAGCAACAGGAACUGCAAUCAAAAAGAUCAAAAACUUAG
This is a messenger RNA of Entrophospora candida, 423 nucleotides long. NCBI's taxonomy places the organism in Eukaryota, Fungi, Glomeromycota, Glomeromycetes, Entrophosporales, Entrophosporaceae. The record is from the annotation of a GenBank genome assembly.